Magallana angulata is the source of this 1737-nucleotide messenger RNA. RefSeq lists its product as uncharacterized. The record is from RefSeq and is a predicted model, not a curated record. Lineage: Eukaryota; Metazoa; Mollusca; Bivalvia; Ostreida; Ostreidae. Gene Ontology annotation, molecular function: zinc ion binding. The transcript is spliced from 2 exons. The coding region runs from base 149 to 1669 and encodes 506 amino acids.
AUAAAACUCCCAAUUACCCACCCCUUAUUAUAGGUGGCGCUCACAACGAUUAGGUUCAACGCUAUUCUCGCCUCCGCGACUGAAGAUCACUUUCACUUUAACCUUCAAUCGUAAUUCGCUUCGCAGAUUCCUUUAAACAUUAUACAUAAUGGCUGAUUACGGAUCGUGGUGCCUCAAAGAUAUAAGAGACGAAUUGCGUCGACGGAAUGCGCGAGUCUCCGGUCGGAAAAGAGAGCUUGUCGAAAGACUAGAAGCUUAUGACAGAAACAGUAAUUUUGGUAGCAGUGAGAAUGUUGAGAGAGAAUAUGAAAUGAAAGUGCCCUGCUAUGAGCAGUACAAAGAUAUUAACAAAGACACACAAUUUACACCUGUAAAGAAAGAAGCUAUUGCUGCAUAUUUAGGGAAAAUGGGGAAAAGUGUGGAUGAUCAUGUGAAGUAUAUAUAUGAGAGCAAGUUUCUGAAAUAUGUGCGAUUGGCGUGUGAUGUUGGUUUGUUUUUUGUGAGAGCUGAAUGUCAUGCAGAGAUGAAGAAAAGCAUUUCAUACAAAGUGGAUGUCUGUGUGGAUGUAGAUGGAUGUAUUGUGCAAUGCCAGUGUGAAUGUGCUGCAGGGAUGGGCCCAUCUGCUGUGUGUAAGCAUGUAUCUACUGUGUUGUUUGGUUUACAAAUGUUUAGUGAGUGUGGAGACAUAGUAACAGAAGAAACAUGUACUCAAAACCUACAAACAUUUCAUCAUACCAAACGUUAUAAGGGUAGCCCCAUCAAGGCCAAAGACUUACCAUUGGCUAACCAAGACCUUAAUGUCAUUUUUGAACCUCGACCAAGAGAAUUUCAAAAUGCUGCUGGACAUCAAGACAUUUUCAGAAAUGUGUGGUUAAAUCACCCAAAUCUUGAUUAUUUCCCUGUGUCUCAGCUAUUUUCAUAUGCCAACAAAGUGGCUUUAAACAAUGACCAUGACUAUCUACAAGGUUCUCUUUCCGACAACUGGCUUCGGAAUAUGAAUAUUACUGCCAUAACUGACAAUGAAAUAAUGCGGACGGAAAGACAGACAUGUGGACAAAGUAACAAUAAAUUAUGGCAUACUGAACGUCAAAAAAGAAUUCAUUCCUCUAACUUUGGAAAAAUUUGUAAAGCAACUGAGAAAACUGAUCUAAACAAAGUUGCCAAAAAUUUGACAAAACAUAGCCCCCAAUUAUUUGCCCCUGCUAUUUUACAUGGCAAAUGCUAUGAAUCAGUUGCUUUACAGGAAUUUCAAGAAAAAUCUGGUAUUCAAACCAAAAAGUGUGGUAUUUUUGUGUCUAAAUCACAUCCUUACUUGGCUGCAUCUCCUGAUGCAGUCAUUGAUGACAACAGAUUAGUUGAAAUCAAAUGUCCCUAUUCAGCAAAAAACAAAGAAAUAUCAGAGGAAACUGUACCUUAUCUUAAUUAUGUUAAUGACACCUUAGAGCUUGACAAUUCUCAUGAUUAUUACUAUCAAGUGCAAGGACAGCUCUUCUGUUCUGGAAGGAAGGAAUGUACAUUUAUUGUUUAUACUUUAAAAGACAUGAAAACAGUUACAAUACAUAUAGAUGAACAUUUUAUUGAAAACAUGCUCAAGAAAUUGAAAGAAUUCUUUGAGACUCAUUUCAAGAAAGCUGUUUUGAAUAGGUUUUUUUUCCAACAAAUGGAUUAAAUGCUGAGAUGUGCCUUAUUGAGUUCUUGUGGAAUUCUUGGUAUACAUUAGACUUCCCUGUAUAUUAG